Cyprinodon tularosa is the source of this 2134-nucleotide messenger RNA. Its product is annotated as 6-phosphofructo-2-kinase/fructose-2,6-bisphosphatase 4-like. The transcript is spliced from 14 exons. Gene Ontology annotation, molecular function: ATP binding; 6-phosphofructo-2-kinase activity; fructose-2,6-bisphosphate 2-phosphatase activity. Gene Ontology annotation, cellular component: cytosol. The coding region runs from base 1 to 1518 and encodes 505 amino acids. Gene Ontology annotation, biological process: fructose 2,6-bisphosphate metabolic process; fructose metabolic process. NCBI's taxonomy places the organism in Eukaryota, Metazoa, Chordata, Actinopteri, Cyprinodontiformes, Cyprinodontidae. The record is from RefSeq and is a predicted model, not a curated record.
AUGAAGCACCGGUCACCUUCAGAACAGCAUCACGGGAAGCAGCCGCGGGUCGGUGUCCCCACCGCGGCCGCCUCAGCCUCACCGCAGAGCGACAUGGAGGACAAACCGACGUUCACUCCGCGGGAGCUCACCCAAAACCCAUUGAAGAAGAUAUGGAUGCCAAAUAAACACGGCCUCCCUGAAAAACACAUUUCUCAUCGAAUGGUAUGCAUGACCAACUGUCCAACUCUGAUCGUGACUGUGGGCCUCCCUGCACGAGGAAAAACCUACAUCUCAAAGAAGCUGACCCGCUAUCUGAACUGGAUCGGAGUGCCAACCAGAGAGUUCAAUGUUGGACAAUAUCGAAGAGAGUUCCUGAAGAUCUACAAGUCCUUUGAGUUUUUCCGUCCAGAAAAUGAGGAAGGGUUAAAGAUCAGGAGGCAGUGUGCUUCAGCCGCUCUAAAUGAUGUGCGACAGUAUUUAACAGAAGAAGGAGGCCAAGUAGCUGUGUUUGAUGCAACAAACACAACCAGAGAAAGAAGGGACACCAUUUUGGAGUUUGCAGAACAGAACGGCUUUAAGGCCUUUUUCGUAGAGUCAGUGUGUGAAGAUCCAGAAGUCAUCCAGGAAAACAUAGUUCAAGUGAAGCUGGGAAGCCCUGACUACACAAACUGCAACACAGAAGAAGCAGUGGAGGAUUUCAUGAAGAGGAUAAAAUGUUAUGAAAACUCUUAUGAGACGCUGGAUGAGGUUUUAGACAGGGAUCUUUCUUUCAUCAAAAUUAUGGAUGUAGGCCAGCGCUACUUGGUUAACAGAGUGCUGGACCACAUCCAGAGCCGGAUUGUCUACUACCUCAUGAACAUCCACAUUACGCCGCGCUCCAUCUACCUUUGUCGCCACGGUGAGAGUGAGCUUAACGUAAAGGGUCGGAUCGGAGGAGACUCCGGUCUGACGCCGAGGGGCAAAGAGUUUGCUAAGAAGCUGAACCAGUUUAUCCAGACACAGAACAUAAGUGAACUGAAGGUAUGGACCAGUCAGAUGAAGAGAACCAUCCAGACAGCAGAGGCCCUCAAUGUUCCCUAUGAGCAGUGGAAGGUGCUCAAUGAGAUUGACGCGGGUGUGUGUGAAGAGAUGAUGUAUGAGGAGAUCCAGGGAAAUUAUCCUCUGGAGUUUGCCUUAAGGGACCAGGACAAAUACCGCUAUCGCUAUCCAAAAGGAGAGUCGUACGAGGACUUGGUGCAGCGCUUGGAGCCAGUCAUCAUGGAGCUGGAGAGGCAGGAGAACGUGCUGGUCAUCUGUCACCAGGCUGUCAUGAGGUGUCUGUUGGCUUACUUUCUGGACAAGACAGCAGAGGAGCUGCCAUACCUGAAGUGUCCUCUGCACACCGUGUUGAAGCUGACACCUGUUGCCUACGGCUGUAAAGUGGAGUCCAUCAGCCUGAAUGUGGAGGCAGUCAACACGCACAGAGAGAAACCUGAGAACGUAGAAGUGACACGGAUGUCAGAGGAGGCUUUGAUUACUGUGCCAGCUCACCAGUGAGGCAGUUAGCCCUCCUCAACAUCCUCAAACUUUUCCUCUUUUAGCCAUGAUUACGCACAAUGAAACCUUAGGACGCACAAAAUGUACAAUCCAAAAUUCUUGAUUGAACCUCCUUCCUUUGGUCUUGUCUUCUGUUUUUUCUUUUUUUUCCACUUUUAUCUGAAGACAUGAUUAUGGUGGUAUUUAACUGGAUACCAGCUAUUAUUAUUGUUAUUUUUAAACCUACCAUGAAUGUUGUCAUGUUCACGCUCUCAUUUUUGGAGAAUGAACGAAAACCUAAUGAGGGUAUUUUUAAAAAUGACUCUGCACUCCAAACCAUGAAGCAAUGAAGCUCCAGCACCUUGUCUGAAGAAGCACCUUUUACCUUUAUACACUUUCAAAUUUUAUUCAUUGAUCAAGUUUUUUUUUAGUAGUGCCUCAGUUUUAACUAAACUCUAAUCUGUCUACACAAUUAAAAUAAAAUGUACCUAACAAUAAUUUAUUAGUAUGUGAAAGUGUUAAUUAAAAAAUUGCUGUAUAUAGUUGUAUUUGACACAAUGUGAAAGAUAUUACAGUAUAUUAAAACAUAUGUUUGCUGUUUCUGAAUAAAAUUCAACCAAGCAUUAACUGAUCCAUA